Messenger RNA from Bombus pyrosoma, 1926 nucleotides. RefSeq names its product broad-complex core protein isoforms 1/2/3/4/5-like. NCBI's taxonomy places the organism in Eukaryota, Metazoa, Arthropoda, Insecta, Hymenoptera, Apidae. The coding region runs from base 143 to 484 and encodes 113 amino acids. The transcript has 2 exons. The record is from RefSeq and is a predicted model, not a curated record.
GGAGUACAGAUGCGUCAUCUGCGAGCGGGUAUACUGCUCGCGUAACUCCCUGAUGACCCACAUAUAUACCUAUCAUAAGAGCAGACCCGGCGACAUUGACAUUAAGUUCUUUUGAAGGUUUAGAUAAGGUACGGGCAACGGGAUGCAUCCAGCACCGUCGACGCCUCCCUCUGCCAUGUACCGGAUGCCACCGCCAACGGCGGGUGGCAUAAACGAGCCUCAGGAAUGCCCGUACUGCCGUCGCAACUUCUCAUGCUACUACUCCCUGAAGCGUCAUUUCCAGGAUAAGCACGAGCAAUCGGACACCCUCUACGUUUGCGAAUUCUGCAACCGUAGGUAUCGCACGAAGAACUCACUCACGACGCACAAGAGCCUGCAGCAUCGUGGUUCCAGCGGUAUGCUCAAGAGGCUGCUCAAGAACACGACGAUUAAGAACGUUCUAGGCAGCAUGCAACAGGCUCAGAUGCAGCAGCAGCCGCAAUGAAAAUGUCGGAACCGUCUUACAGUCUCCCCGUCCCGGACUCUCUGCAUCGUCAUACUCAUCAUUAUCGUCAAGGUUCUCGUCUUCAUGCGAUUUUUCGUCGCUCAUCGUCACCCAUGCGCGAUCGGUCACCGAUCUUCGCGGACCAAGACACGCUGCGACGCAUCUGGAUGCAUCAGGGAGCAACGAAACGCGCGUUUCCUGCUUGCCGAGCUGGUACACGUUCGAAAACAGAGGUCGAGCAAAUCGGAGAACGAGUUCGAAGGUACGAAGCGCGUGGAUCGUGGACGAAAGAAAAGGCUCACCUCGAAUACCACUAAUUGGACGAUCGUCGAAAGGAUCGGCUUCUCUUUGCCGGUUUCCCCCUAUGCUCUUCCAUCGGGGAGUUGCGCGAUCGGCGCCCUCCUCCACGUUCCGUAUUUCGUCGUUUUGUAGUUCUCCUCGAGUCAAGACUGCGAUUAAUCCAAAGAAGAAAGAAGAGAAUCGACUGAGACGUAGUUUUGAGAAAAUUUUCGGCUGGUUGAAGGUUGUCGUUGCGCGCGAGCUGAGAAUACAUUCCAUUUGCGUCGGAUUCUAGCCACGCCGAGGCUUGGACCGAUUUUAACGAGAUCUCGAAUGCGACUAACGCUUUGAAACGUUCUAUCAAGGGACUGGUCGUUGAGGGUCGUGACACCGGACAACGUUCCCACAGGCAAAUAUCAAUUCUGGAAAAAACGAGAACGCAGAAGUCGGUUCGGUGACGAGCAAGUAGAACAGACCGGAAUAGUCAGACGUAGAGUGGAAUAUGGUAGACAUCUGUUUUUGAAGCGCGGUAUUGCCUGUUCGGCGCGUUUGUUUGGUCGAGUCCCUAACAGUCCCGCGAAUCAUGUCAAUUUUCAAAUAUCAGCUUGUCAGCGGUUACCGUGCUGGACAAGAUCUGUUCGGUCGUUUUGAAGGUGGGAGGGUUUCGAAACGGCGAUCUCGAAUCGCGCGGCAGGGAAGCACGGAGAAUGCAAGAGCAGCGAAGAACGGAGAUGGUGAUUGAGCGAAGAAUAUGGUGAAGAAUUGCGUGAAUAGAGAGUGCGUGGAUUAUGCUUGUACGUCUCUGUCGCUAGUUUAGGCGCGCGCAUAUAAACGAGCAAGAGUUUCUUCGUUGUUGGCGUGAAGGUUUACGAGUGUUUGGGAAUCGUAGAUCGAGGAUCUUAGGCCUAAGUGAAAAUCAAUUAAAAAGUCUACAAAUAUGUGCUCAAAUUUCGGAAAUCGGGAAAGAGAAGUAAACGCCGCGAAUUGAAAGGAAAGCGACGAGAAACGGUCGGUUUGUGGUCGUGGGUGGGGAUGGAAAGAGUUUGGGGUUGCCAGGAAAAGGGCGGAAGGAGUAUAGCGAAUAAACGAAGUAAGCCGAGCGGAGCAGGAUAAAAAGGAAUGGAUAAAGAGAGGAAAGUUUCGCGUGGAGACGAAGGAACAGA